Molecule: messenger RNA, 2787 nt
Organism: Phragmites australis (common reed)
Lineage: Eukaryota; Viridiplantae; Streptophyta; Magnoliopsida; Poales; Poaceae
Product: scarecrow-like protein 34
Exons: 1
Coding region: 128-2287 (719 amino acids)
Biological process (GO): regulation of DNA-templated transcription
Cellular component (GO): nucleus
Molecular function (GO): sequence-specific DNA binding; DNA-binding transcription factor activity
Source: RefSeq, a predicted model, not a curated record
UCUCCAAAUCCCCCAAUCCUAUUUGCGCCGCCGCCGCCUUCGUCGAACCUUCCUUCCACUCCAGCUCCUACAAAACCACUAAUCCCUCCUCCUCCACUCACCCCGCCCAACCAACCCCCACGCCGCCAUGGGCUCCUCUUACGACCCCUCCCCCUCCCCUGGCUCCGGCGCCGACGACCUCUUUCUCUACCUCUCCGACCUCACCCCGGCCUCCCCCUCCUCCUACCUAGACCUCCCGCCCACGCCUCACAACGAGCAGCAGCCCUCCCCCGCCGGCAACGGCGGGGGCGGGACCGCCGGCUCUCCGGAGGACCUCGUGCUCCCCUACAUCUCCCGCAUGCUCAUGGAGGAGGACAUCGACGACAAGUUCUUCUACGACUACCCCGACCACCCCGCCCUCAUCCAGGCCCAGCAGCCCUUCCUCGACAUCCUCUCAGACGACGCCACCACCCCAAGCGGCAGCAGCGGCAACACCCACCCCUCCUGCUCCUCCUCCGACGUCGCCUUCGACGCCUCCGCGCCCCUCACCCCCGCAGCCGUCAACUCCUACCCCACCAGCUUCGAGGUCGACCUCGGCCCAGCAGCCUUCUUCAGCGCCAGCGCCAACUCCGACUUCAUGAGCUCCGCCUUCCUCAAGGGCAUGGAGGAGGCCAACAAGUUCCUGCCCAGCGAGGACAAGCUCGUCAUCGACUUCGACGCGCCCUCCUACUCGUCGGGGGACUUCCAAAGGGGCGGCGUCCAGGGGUCCAACAAGUUCCUGCCUAGCGAGGACAAGAUCGCGGUCGGAUUCAACGGCGGUGCCCCUGCUCCUCCCGCGGCGCCAGCUGUGGCGGUGAGCAUGAAGGAGGAGGCUGUCGAUGCGAUGCCUGGAGGCGGCGGCGGUCGGGGCCGCAAGAACCCGUACGACGACGAUUUGCUGGAGCUCGAGGGCGGCAGGAACAGCAAGCAGAGCGCGGUGCAGGGGGAGGACGACGCCGCGCGGGACAUGUUCGACAAGAUCAUGAUGCCCUCCCACGAGAUGUGCGUCGAGCAGAUGCAGAAGCUGCGGAUCGCCAUGCAGGAGGAGGCGGACAAGAACGAGGGUGGGAAGGCCGGGAACGGGAAGGCGAAAGGGCGGCGCGGCGGGAGGGAGGUUGUGGACCUGCGCACCCUGCUCAUCCACUGUGCGCAGGCCGUGGCCACGGACGACCGCCGCAGCGCCACCGAGCUGCUCAAGCAGAUCAAGCAGCACGCCACCCCGCAGGGGGACGCGACGCAGCGCUUGGCGCACUGCUUCGCUGAGGGCCUGCAGGCCCGGCUCGCUGGCACUGGCAGCAUGGUGUACCAGUCGCUCAUGGCGAAGCGCACCUCGGCUGUGGCGUUCCUCCAAGCGUACCUGCUGUACAUGGCCGCCAUCUGCUUCAAGAAAGUGGUCUUCAUAUUCUCAAAUCACACGAUCUACAAUGCCUCCCUGGGUAAGAAAAAGAUACAUAUUGUCGAUUAUGGUAUACAGUAUGGGUUCCAGUGGCCAUGCUUCCUGCGACAUAUAGCAGAUAGGGAGGGUGGGCCGCCGGAGGUGAGGAUUACCGGCAUUGACCUCCCCCAACCUGGGUUCCGCCCGGCUGAGCGCAUUGAGGAGACAGGGCGCCGCCUUGGUAAAUAUGCCCAUGAGUUUGGUGUGCCAUUCAAGUAUCAGGCGAUCGCGGCAUCUAAGAUGGAAUCCAUCCGCAUGGAGGAGCUGAACAUCGAUCCAGAUGAGGUGCUCAUCGUGAACUGCCUGUAUCAGUUCAAGAACUUGAUGGAUGAGAGUGUUGUGAUUGAAAGUCCAAGGGAUAUCGUGCUCAAUAACAUCAGGAAGUUGCGGCCUCAUACGUUCAUCCAUGCAAUUGUGAAUGGCUCAUUCAGUGCCCCAUUCUUCGUGACACGGUUCCGGGAGGCUAUGUUCUUUUACUCGGCCUUGUUUGAUGUUCUGGACACAACCACCCCAAAGGACAGCGACCAGAGGAUGCUGAUUGAGCAGAACAUCUUUGGGCGGUCUGCACUGAAUGUCAUUGCUUGUGAAGGUACAGAUCGGGUGGAGCGUCCUGAGACGUAUAAGCAAUGGCAGAUGCGGAAUCAACGAGCAGGCUUGAAGCAGCUGCCAUUGAAUCCAGAAAUCGUGCAGAUAGUGCGAAACAAGGUCAAGAAUUGCUACCAUAAGGACUUUGUGAUUGAUGUAGAUCACCAAUGGCUCUUGCAGGGAUGGAAGGGGCGCAUCCUCUAUGCCAUCUCGACAUGGGUGGCAAAUGAUUCUGGCUCUUAUUUUUAACCGUUUCUUUACUCACUUGUCUACAAAUAUAGAUGUAGCUAUACCAUCCAUUAUAUCUAGUGGCUGUAUGUUAUGUUUGGCCCAGUUAGUAGCCAUGGUUCUGUGGACUUUGUGACUCAAGGUACGUCUAUUCAGAAUUCAACAUGAACUUGUUUCCAUGGGUAGAUUGUUUUGCUCAUAUGAACCAGUUCAUGCAAUUUAGGUUCUGAGGAACAUGGGUAACACAAGAUGUGGGAAUUCGUGUAGAAAUCCAUGCUUGGAUGUAAUGUGAAUUAGAUGUUUAUGCAGUCUUGUUGCUUAGUGCUAUGUAGAUUCUUGAUCUAUGUCCUGGUCUGGAUAAUGUUCGCAGCAGCAUCGCCUGUGCUUGUGCCUUGUGAUCAAUCCAGUCAGUUGAUCAGGUCGUAAUUGACACUGGUUACUCUGUAUCCGGUGCUUACUGCACCGUGUCAGACUGUAGCAUUGUACGAUAACGUGAUGAUGCCUGGGUUUUGUCUGGUCUA